AUGGUGCUGCGCCACGAGUACUUUUGGUCCAUCGACCCGAAUAUGCAUUGCAAAUAUGUCUGGGUCUGGAAAUCUCGAACUUGUAAUGCAGCUCUCACAUUCCUGUAAAAUUUGUAUUGCAUGACCACCAAAGUACGCAGCCGCUUUUGUCUAUACGAAAACGCAGUUUCUCAUGCGGGCUGUGCAUCAGAAAGCGUUCUGGAAAGUUGUCAUGCUUGGCUGCAUUCGGAAUUGCUUCCAUCAUUCGCACUUUAGCAUCACAAGUUUUCAGACCCAGACAUUUUUGCAGUUGAUACCGAAGAAGUGCUUCCUCGAGCUCGUGGACUACAGCAAGGAGGCGGACGGAACCGCUAUCAAAAAGAAAAAUCCCUCCUCCCCAUGUCAAAAAGGAAAUCUGUGAUGCAGAUUUGUGGUCACAGAUCAGCUUUGUCAUGCUAGAAGGGAAAAGAUAAAGAUGCGGACUGUGGUGCUGGGUGGCGUGGGAAAGCCUUGCAUCUUCAGCAUGACAGGAGACAGCUGGAAGUGGGAAACAGCAUGACAAAUUGCCCGCAGGCGAGGCCACAGCUGCGGCCCUUGGCCUGCUAGCAAUACAAGUCGAUCUGUGUACCCAAAUACAGCGUCACAAGUUUCCUGUCCGAUAUGGGGAGGGGGGAUUUUUCCUUGCAAUAACCGCGGGUCCGGACGCCACGGACGGGAGCAUGUAUGUGAUCACGGAGAUCGCCGACUACAGUUUGAAGGACUACCUAACCGAGCGGUUGAACGAAAAGAAGCCCAUGUCGGCGAAAGCGGUGCAGCUACUCUGUAAGUCCUUCUUGAUCGCAAUGGGGAUGCUGCACGCGAAGGGUUUGGCGCACUUGGAUAUGAAGCCGGAGAACAUCAUGCGCGCGGGGGACACGUGGAAAAUCAUUGACGUGGACGGGUGUACGCCGUUGAAUAAGAAGGUGUCCAUCAACGAUUCCACAAUUUCGUUUUCGCCCUGUUACUGCGCCCCAGAGUGGGCCAACUUUUUGAUCGAGGAGGGGGAGUACUGCCGGAUCGGGCACCAGCUGGACGUGUGGAGUGUGGGCGUGAGUCUGUGUGAAUUGGUCACGUUGGAUGCGGUGCUGAAGCCGAAGUAUCGGGUUUUUGUGCGUAGAAGUUCAGUUUAUCGCCAUUAAUAAACUUUGCGCGAAUUAUCUGGACAGCCGUCAGUACAAAUUAGUUUCGUGCGUCUUCGAAAAUUAAUCAUAGGAAAUGCACAAAAUAAAUCUUCGGAUUUUAUCUCCGCCAAAAUCAAUAAUCCACUUCAGGUACAUGCAGAUUUUCAAGAACGCGGGUUCCCACCGCAAGGCGGGUUUCAUGUUUCUCCAGUGGCUUGCUGAUCCCUCGAAAGCGCUUUCCAUGAGUAAGAAGGUGGCGGAGCACAGUUCCCAGUUCACGGAUUUGGUCCUGUCCCGAAUGCUGACGAAGAAGCCUUCCGAACGGUGGUCGCUCGCGCAGUGUUUAAGGCACGACUACAUGCGGAGUGUGGAGGUUCCGGGUUUGCACAUCGACAUCCAGGACGAACACAAGGAGGAAAAGGUCCACGACCCGGAGCAUCUCGGCGGCCGACUCUCUUUGGAUUUGAAGGAGAAACGGUUGCUCAGAGCCCAGGAAUCGACCAAGGACAAACCUCCUUUGAUGAAAUCUAUUCUCCACAAGCUCCACCACGACGGGGACCCGGGAAAAACGACGGACUGGCAGAAACGGGACGUGUGGCUCUCCGCGGAGGGGUGUUUGUGCUACUUCUUAUUACAAUGAAAAAUGCCCCCACCCCCGAACUUGGGAGAAUUUGUGUUGCAAACCUUUCCAAAUGAAACACUCGCCCUAUUGCAUCUAUCAGCAUCACAGAUUUCCGAUCGUGAAUAGCAAAAAUUUGUAUUGCAAAAGAUCCCAGCAAGAGCGGCGCUUGUCAUGCAACCGAUGCGACACACGCCUACGCCUAGACUCUGCAUCGGAAAGAUUCAUACUCCUUUCAUGCAUGACAAAAAGUUUUCAUUUGGAAACUUCGCAUCGCAAAUCUUUGCAACUUUGGGGGUGGGGGCAUUUUUCAUUGCGAUACUUCUCCCCGAAGACCUUGAAGAAAUUAGUUUUGAUUACGCACGAACAGCUGGCCGCGUCGAGAAUGUCGGAGGUGGAGGUGGC
Molecule: messenger RNA, 2163 nt
Organism: Amoebophrya sp. A120
Lineage: Eukaryota; Dinophyceae; Syndiniales; Amoebophryaceae
Source: the annotation of a GenBank genome assembly